Salvia splendens (bonfire salvia) is the source of this 2076-nucleotide messenger RNA. Its product is annotated as protein FAR1-RELATED SEQUENCE 5-like. The transcript is spliced from 4 exons. The record is from RefSeq and is a predicted model, not a curated record. NCBI's taxonomy places the organism in Eukaryota, Viridiplantae, Streptophyta, Magnoliopsida, Lamiales, Lamiaceae. Gene Ontology annotation, molecular function: zinc ion binding. The coding region runs from base 1 to 2076 and encodes 691 amino acids.
AUGGAAGAAGUUAGGGUUGUGCCUGCCUGUUCUGAUCAAUUAAAGCCUGUUGUUGGUCAGAGGUUCCAAUCAUUAGAGUUUGCAAUCGCGUUUUAUGAUGUGUAUGCUAGGGCCGUUGGGUUUGACACGCGCAAACAAGGUGUAAGGAAGGUGGACGAAGUUACAACGUGGUAUUACGUCGUAUGUAAUAGGGAGGGCCAUAAGAAGUCCAUCGACGAUGACCAGUUGAAUGCACGUUCCGGUUUCUCAAUGAAGCGCCGAUGCUUAUCGAAGAGAUGUGGCUGUAAAGCUAGUAUUUCCUUCAAGUAUUUCUCUGAUAAUGGACAUCCAGGUUAUAUGGUACAUGAUUUCAACGAGGUUCAUAACCAUGAUAUGGUUGAGUCAGAGCAUCAGCAAUUUAUGACUGUGAACCGUCAUUUGGAUAACGUUCACCAGAAAUUCAUACUUGAUUGUUCAAAAGCGAAUAUUGGACCCACAUUGACAUUUAAGGUAUUGAAAGAAACUCUCGGUGGCUUUGACCUCGUUGGUUGGACGGUUGGUGACAUCAGGAAUGCGUCACGCGACAUUAAAGCAUAUGCGCAUGGGUUCGAUGUGCAAAUGGUAUUGGACGACAUGGCGAAAAAGAAGGAGAUGUCUGAGUCGUACACAUAUCAUUAUGAGGUUAAUGAAAACAACCAGUUGGUUCCUUUGUUUUGGUGUGACGGCUUAAUGAAAAUGAAUGGUAAUAUGUUCGGUGACAUUGUAGCCUUUGACACCACCUAUAACACAAACAGGUAUUGCAUGAUAUUCUGUCCUUUCACGGGAAAGGACAAUCAUGGAAGCCCUGCAACCUUUGCGGCUGGCUUGUUAUGCAAUGAGAAAACAGGGGCGUUCGGAUGGUUGUUUAGACGUUUUGUUGAAUGCAUGGGCAUAGCACCGAAGAUGAUCGUGACAGAUCAAGACAAUGGAAUGAGAUCAGGCAUCGAAGAGGUUCUGGUUGGCACGCGCCACCGAUGGUGUAUGUGGCACAUAAUGCACAAGUUGUCCACCAAGAUCCCAAAUAGGCAUUUCUGGAUACCGGCGUAUUUUAGAGAUUUUCCACUGGGUUCGAUGAUUAGGACAACAUCCAUCUCCGAAUCGGAGAACAGUUUCUACAAAAGAUUUCUGAAGCCCCGUGCGAACAUAGCCGAGUUCUACAUGAAUUUCAACCAUGCUGUUGAGUUUCAGCGUAACAGUAGGACGGCGUUAGACUACCACGAUGCCACUGCUUUGCCCAUUUUGGCAACUACAUUGCCGUUUGAGAAACAUGCUUCGACGCUUUACACGGAUACGAUGUUCAGGAAAAUACAGGAAGAAAUCGUUGAGGGUAAUGAUAGAUGUCGCGUGCUAGGAUUUUCUUCGACUGAAUUUGUUGACACCUACAAGCUUGGGGAUAGCCAUCGCAAAUCGUAUUUGGUGACUUAUGAUAGGAGUGCUGAGUCAUAUUAUUGCGAAUGCAAACUAUUUGGUAGGCAUGGAUAUUUGUGCAGACAUAUUUUUUUCAUUUUCAGGAACAAUGAGUUGAAGAAAAUACCAGAAAAAUACUGCCAAAGUAGAUGGAUGAAGACUCCGCUAGCCAAGGCGGUCCAUGGGGAAAUCCAUGAUGACAUUCCUACCAGAUCUGUUGUUGACGAUAGGCAAGCAGUGUCAAAGCAAGGCAUUUCUAUGUUCUACGGUUUCCUCCGGCGGUUUGAGGAAGACAUUGAUUUGCUACGGGCAUUUGUAGGCGGCGUUGAAGAACAUGGUAAAUCUCUGCAAGCUGGGAAUCCGACAACGUCAGCAAUUGAAAAAAGGCGAAUGAUUGAAGAGUUCUAUGGCAUGGUGCGGCCUGAAGUUGUGGAGGUUCAUCCUCCAGAUGUGGUCAAGACCAAGGGGCAUGCUAGCAGCUCAAAGAGCCGACUGAUUUCGAAAAGGGAAAAGGCUCUAAAGGAUGCUAGUCGGCCUCAAAGACGGUGUAAGGCUUGCGAUGAGAUGGGCCACCAUGACUCCAGAAAUUGUCCUAGACUUAAAGAAAUGGAGAUGGAGAAAGAGUUGGGGAAGGGCAAGAGUACGAUAUGA